AAAAGACGCACCCCAAACCUGUGCAAUGUGUCAAUAACAUUAAACAAAUAUCAACAACAAUCGCCAUUCGCCACGAAGUGGCGGUGAAGUCACCACGGCGCUUGUGCCAGGCUAUGUGCACUUUAAACAAAAUGUGAUCACACACACACACACCGGUCUGAUUAUAAGACGCAACCCCCAACUUUUGCGCUCAAAUACAGGGAACAAAAAAAGAUGCCGUCAUAUAAUCCGGGGAAUGCGGUGACUGCGACAUCACCAUAAUAAAAAAACAAAUGAUCGACUAAAAUAUAUAUCUAUUUUGUUUCAGUAUCCUCGCGUUUUCCCGAUAUUAUCUCAGCGUGAUCUAUCCAGCCUCCUCCUCCUCCUAGGCACCACGACUCCCCAACCCUCUUCCACCCCCGCCACCUACACGUGGUCUCUUCCGAAGUCUUUUAAAGCUCCGUGACAUGGAAGAGCUGCCAGAAUCAAAACCAGCAGCACCGGGACGAGUCACGCGCGCCACUGCACCUUCCUCCUCCCCCGCUUUGGCCAGAGCUUCUCUCUCCUCCAGCUUAUCCAGUGUGAGUGAAGACGCGUUGCUCCCCAGUGGGCUCGAGGACGCAGUGAGCAAGAGAGUUCACCGACAGCUCACUCUCUCUCUCUCACUCUCUCUUCCUCUCUUGUUUGCUUGCGUUGGUGUGCGUGGAGCUCGCUGCCUGGCGCUUUUGGGACGCGAAGGGGCCCCCCCUCCCCCCUCCUCUGCGUCGUGCGGCGAAGAUGAACGCGAGCGCAGUGCUCAGGGCUGCCCUGAACAUCAACCAGAGCAGCGACGGCCAGGCGUCCAGCUGCUGCGACCGGGCACUGGUGGUGGUGUCCGACGACGCGUGGGCAGGCUCCUCGUCUGCCGAGCUGGAGGAGCGCAGCGUCUACAUCACGCGCGUCGUGCAGAUCGCCGUCAUGUGCGUGCUCUCCAUCACCGUGGUGUUCGGCAUCUUCUUCCUGGGCUGCAACCUUCUCAUAAAGUCCGAGAGCAUGCUCAACCUCCUGGUCAAGGAGCGGAGACCUUCCAAAGAGGUGGAGGCGAUCGUGAUCGGAAGCCUGUGAGGAGGUGCCUGAGACGCUGCACUUUCCCAAGUGGACACGAACCAGGCUGAGGAACAAAUCUCAGCCGCUCGUGGAUAUGGAAGAGCGUCUGGACAUUGGACACUUUGACAAGUAACUGCGUCUGCGCCGACUGGAACUGUGGUUUACACUCUCGUGGGUUUUCAAGAACGAGAAAUGGUGGGGGCAUGCUCACACACUUUUUGUAUUGUUCGAUGUGAUGUAAUGUGUAAAAUAAUCCUGCCUUUGCGAAAUAUACAACACCUGUGCUGCAUUUUCAAAAAAGGACGUAACUGGUAUACGAAUUUAAUUCAUUUGUUGCCUGAAGCAGGAUCACCUAGAAUUACAACCUUACGUUAUGUUAAAAUCGUCAGUGCGGUUUUCCUCUCCAAAGUAAAUCGCUAUCGUGCUAUUACCGUGUACUUGCGUUACUCAUGAUUGAUUAUUUUGAGAAUGUAUACACGUUCGGUCGUGAGCGGUACAAUGGUCAUGACAAUUAAUUAAAAAAAGUUGUAUAUAUUCAGAGAUCAUUAAUCUGAUUUCUGGCGUGACCUCGACCAUCAAGCGGGUUCAAGCACCCGAUUGGUGGUCGAGUGCGCUGCGUGAUCCUGAAUUAUCCUCUGCAGGGCGAUCCCUUCGUAGACACACCGUGGAUUUCUCAUGACCACGUUUCAAUCCAACAGGUGAUCGAAUAACGCGAAGACGAUAGCUCCAUGUCUCACAGAGGAGAGCGUUCAAAUAUGUAGCACGUGAACUAUAUUGAUGUUGGUGAUGGACAUGCAGAGACCAUUAACGCAAACGUUGCCUAUUAUAUAUAGAUGUUUUCUCCUUUGAAUGCAGUGUUAUUAACAAGCGUGUUGGGCAUUUUUAAAUUAUUAUCUGUGGUUGCGCACCGUGGCGAAAGCUGUAUCGCUAUCUUAAACUGUAAUUUCCUUUAAAAAGAUUUUCCAUAUAUAUUAUACGAGUAGGAUAUCUAUAAAUGGAUCACCUUAUAGUUGCUUGAACCCAGUGAAACUUUUCAUUCGGAGAUUGGUUUGGCAUUGAUGUCUUAUUCGUAUGGAAUAUUAACCGCGUUUAUACGACGAAUGGACACAAUAUAUUGGUCGCAAUGUUAAACAUGUGUUUACGGUACUUUAAUUAACGAUUAAACAGCAGCGUGUACGAUUUCAAAUGCAGUGUAUUUGGUAUUCAUCGGUAUACGAAUAUAAAGUAUACAGUAUAUCGUGUCUGUUUUACGUGGGAGGGUAGAGCGGUGGUGGUGCGGUGGUUAACUCAAUACGCUCCAUGAACCUCGGCUACCGCAGUUGAAUUCCUGGCCACGGCUCACGGACAUCAGUGGCGAGUGAUAACUAUCUAAACGAGUCCUUCCGAGACGGCCUCCUUCUCCAACCCGCACUGACCAGCGUGGUAAAGUAUGGUCAAACGACCCCCAAAAGCGUCAUCAACUCGUGAAUUGAGAAUGGCUAUAAUGUAUUUGUCCUGCGUCUCUAUACUCUGCGUGUGGCGUACGUACAUCCUUGAUGGGCAAAUCCGUGAAACUCGUAUGAAUGCAGACGACUGAUUUCAGUGUAUACUUUUAGCCCACGUGUUUAUUAAAUGUACUAAAAAAAAAUAAACCUUUCACAACGCUGUCA
Messenger RNA from Petromyzon marinus (sea lamprey), 2714 nucleotides. RefSeq names its product reprimo, TP53 dependent G2 arrest mediator homolog (gene RPRM). NCBI's taxonomy places the organism in Eukaryota, Metazoa, Chordata, Hyperoartia, Petromyzontiformes, Petromyzontidae. The record is from RefSeq and is a predicted model, not a curated record.